GGGGAGGGUUAGAUGGCGUUGGUAUGGGAGCGAGAUCUCCAGGAGCCGCGGAUUUCCGCCUCAGUCGGCGUGGACCAACAAGGAGGACAAGGAAACCCUGCUCUGCGAGGUGAGGCUCCCACCAAAGAUGGCUCCGGCGGAGAGCUGCUGCACUUCAGCGAGGAGGUCAUCAUCCUCAUCCUGAAGUGGCUGGACCCCUUCUCUCUGCUCAAGGUGGGGAGCACCUGUUGGAAGCUCUUCCGGAUCUGCUCCUGCAACUCUCUGUGGAGGCAUCAUUUCCAGGUGUCGUUCGGAGCGGCCUUCCCCAGCCCCGCGUGCCCCAUGAGCGCCAAAGAGGCCUUCCGGCUCCUGUUCAUGUGGAAGACGCUGUACCGCAACGUGCAGUGCAACCCGUCGCUGCUGGAGAGGCUCGUGGGGGAGCUGCCGUACCCGCCCGCCACCUACUGGAUGCAGUGGCUCGUCCUGGAGGAGUCGGUCCCGCUGCCCGCCCUGAGGCUCGGUUGGGCCUACGUGGAGGGCCUGUGGGGCAUCCCCAGGGAGGAGCUGGAGGAGAACCAGGGAGCUAUGGAUGAAGAGAACAUUUUAUGGUUUGAAUGGAAGGACCUUUAUCACCUGGCAGUCCUGUACCAUGGUGGAGUCACCAUGGUUUUCCAGUAUGUUCUCAACAAGCAGUGCACGUGUGAUCACAGCGAGCUGGAGACCCUAUUCCAGGAAUACAGAGAGAACCGCUUCCAUUGGCGGUUUGUCUCUUGGCUGUUCCACCAGCCAGAACCCCUGGACAAACAGCUGCGUGCCAUCUACCUGCAGUGGCGCCCUCACUGCAAGCGUAAAGUGAGCUACUGGGGCCAGGCUGCAUGCGAUGUGCCCUACUUGGCCUCUCUACAUCCCAUUGCCAGUGAUUUCUGCUUGGGCAAGCUGGCACAGGGUGACGAGAACAACGGAAUUCAGACCUUGGAGAAUUAUUUCUCCAUGUGUAAAUCUCUAGUGGCCUGGAUUUUAGGGCGUGACUGGGGAAGGAUGAAGCGUAGAAAGGUGUAUGAGGAUACUCUGGAGGGGGUCUACAGGCAGCUCCGGAAUGAGAUGUGCAAGACACCGAUUGAUCAUGACCAGUUCUGGCAGGUGGCUAAGGUCCAGAUGACUUGUGUUUGCACGCUGUUAGACGCAACUACCAACUACGUAAACUGGAGCCUAAUCAAGACUCUGCCAUAUUACAGGCUGUAUCUGCUGUCUGGGAAUGAUGUUUACAUAGAGCUCAUCAAGGGCUUCCUGCACAGGAAGAGGCAGGUCCAUGACUGGGUCCACCUGGAGGAGAAUGCUUGGAUCAUGCAGCUGGUACCAGAAGCGCUCUGUACUCUGCUGGAGUUUGAUACCAAGAUGACGGAAGACAUCCUACAUGGUGACUCAUUAGUGUCCCAGUUGAGUCGGGUUCUCUGGCUCUACUUGCACUCUGGCCAGCACGUCUACUUGGAUUCACUGAAGAGUAUGCUGCUGACCUGGGCUAACGCUAACAUGGACUACUUUUCCACCCUGGGGGCUGCCAGCCCUUCUUCCCAUCCUGUUUGGUAACCCCAGCAACCUUUGGCAGCUUGGCCUUUGAAUAUUCUUUUAUGCAGCUCCAAGGUUCUGUACUUGGAGCUCUUUAGCCUAAAUUCAUUUUUAUUCAUUUAUAUUUAUUUUUAAUGGUGUGUAUGACAAGUAUUUAUGUGACUGUGGAACAUGUAGGAAUAUAGUAGCAAGACUUACCACAUUUAGCAAUAUGUCAGCGUUGGUGUAGUUUUAACCAACUUCUCAAUAGAAAAAUUGUGUGCUCAUUUCAAGACCUUUCAGCAGAAAUUUUUAUGGAAUUUUACUUUAUUGGCUGUUUUCAUCUAGGGGCAUGAAAUAAGCUUGAACCUGGUCCUUUAUUACUUUUUGUACUUUGUUUUGAGAUGCCCUAAUGUUGGAAGAGGGUGCCUCAUGAAUAAAUGCCCAAAAUAGGUUUGUGUACCUUCCCUCAAUAUUGAAAUUUGAAAUAACCACCACAACUUAUAUUCAUUUGAUAUUUUACUCAAAGCUGUAGUGAGUGAGUGACAAACAGAUGGUGCCCUUUCCAGGGCCUGCCCCUACCUCGUAAGAUCAUGUUGGGUCAGUGGUGUGUAAGCAGACGGAUAAAUGUAUACCUGUAGAUAAUGACUUUUUGCUGUUAUACUCUAUAUGAUUAUUAGAGAGGGAGGCACAUCCGUUGUAGCAGCCACACACCUCUAGUCACAAAGGCAUUAAUCUAAUCUGAGUUGGUUCUCUAAUUGGCUUGAUGACUUCUUGGAAUGGUAUAUUUACUGUGACUAUCUGAAGGUUUUUUUUUUUUUUUUUUUCCCCUUCCUUCCCCCUAAAGACUU
Scleropages formosus (Asian bonytongue) is the source of this 2375-nucleotide messenger RNA. RefSeq lists its product as uncharacterized. The transcript has 8 exons. Gene Ontology annotation, molecular function: protein binding. The coding region runs from base 13 to 1566 and encodes 517 amino acids. The record is from RefSeq and is a predicted model, not a curated record. Lineage: Eukaryota; Metazoa; Chordata; Actinopteri; Osteoglossiformes; Osteoglossidae.